CCUUUCAUUUCGAUGUGCAUGUGCUCUGCUCUUUUUGAAUGAUUUAUCUACAAGACAUUUUUGUCUCUUCUAUUCAGUAUCUCAGACCUCUAGCGCGAGCACGCAUCUGUAUUUCAGCAAUGUUUCGUAUGUGGCAGUAGCUGGCAACCCAAUAUCUAGUACUUGAAGAAUAGAUAGCAAGAAUGUACGCGACGGAGACUCCAAGAAGCCAAACUGGCUCGAACAGCAACCCUAUGGAAAAGGAUUAUGCCAAGACCAGGAAUUAUCGUGAUGGCGAAGGAUCACAUAAUGGUACAGACUUGUACGUUGGUAAUAUUCCAUGCAGCUUGACAUCGGCUGGGCUUACAAACUUGUUUGCUGAACACUCUCAAGUUGUACGAGCAUUCAUAGUGAAGCCAAGAGAUGAGAAUCCCCACUCAACUUUCGGAUUUGUGACCGUUCCGUCCAUUGGUGAUGCAGAGACAUGCAUCAAGAACGUUCACAAUCUGGAAAUUGCCGGCCACCGUUUACGUGUCAACCUGAGUCAACGCAAGAAGGCCAACCAGACUCCUGACUCUGGCUUUGGACUUGACAGCCGUCCCGCUGUGGAAACAGUGUCGCCUGCACCCUUUGGCUUGAAAUUCAGUGAAUCGUCUAGCUCGCCUGAGCAACAGCAGCAAGAGAAGCAACGGACAAGUGCCAGUCACAACGGGGGCACUGAUGUUCGAAACGGCCCUACAACACCUGCCAACUUAGUAAAAGCACGCAGUGCAGUGGCCGGCAAUGUUAGCACCGCUUCCGACAACAGGCACAGCUCAUCUGUGUCAGGGGAUGGUGCCAGCACGGAGAGGCCGCAGCAAGAGUGUACGCGUUGUGGCUGCUUUGGCAAGCACCGGUGCUCGAGAUGCAAAGCGCCGUACUGCAGCCGCAUGUGCCAGUCCACAGACUGGCCCGAGCACAAGAAGGUCUGCGAGGUGAUACCUGCGCUGCAACCAAUGUCUGCUGCUUCUACAAGCACUUGUCCCGGCAAAACAGCACUAGCUGCUGAGAAUACAGCAUCGCCUGUUGCGAACACAGCAUCACCUGUUGUGAAUACAGCAUCGCCUGCUGCGAAUACAGCAUCACCUGUUGCUGUGUCACCUUCGGCCAGAAACUCAGGAACUGUUGCUAAAGCGAGAGAUUUUGACUUUGACCUUGAUAACUCAGAUACUGAAGAAAGCAAGUGGUCAUUCAGUGGAUUUGAAGAUGUACUCGGCCAGUUUGAUAACAUUUUCGGGUCAGUGGACAAAAUGCAUGGCAGAGCUUUCAUGGGACCAGAAGCUUCCAAUGCUGCUACUGCAGACGGGUCGUCAUCUUCUGAGAGCAGUUCCACCUCAAGCAACCAAGCAGUAGAAGACCAGUCAAGACUGACCUGUAGCGAAGCGAUAGUGCCAUCGGCAGCUGCUGCCUGUGCAAACCGGCCACAGUCAAGCUCAUCCAGUGAUCGACCUGCAUCCCCAUCCGGAUCCAAACGCCAGAAAAGCUCAUCCAGUGAUCGACCUGCAUCCUCAUCCGGAUCCAUACGCCAGAAAUCUAGUGCAACGUCAUCUAGCAGCAGCCUCGACAGCCAAUGCAGUACAGGAAGUGGCUACAGAAGCUCAGGGGAUAGUGCAGCACAUCCCGCCGUACAUGUACUUGGCCUGGGAGCGUACAGUUCGAACCAGUUUUGGGCUCGCCUGUCGGAUGACCUGGCUGAGAAGGCGCUGCAUCGUCUCAACUCCAUGCUCGCAGCGUAUGGUGCUGGCCUGUCCUCGCCCAUUUCCACCGAUCAGCAAACAGUGAAUCUGCAGUGCGUUGUGAAAGUUUCGGACGGCACGUUCAAGCGUGCUAAGCUGGUCACGCUCCCGGUCGGGCGUAACCGUGUCAGCGCUCACUUAGUGGACGAUGGCCACGUAGUGAUGGUCGACUGUAGCUCAGUGUUUCCUAUUCCUGAUGAGCUGCACCCACGCAAGCUGCAUGCCCUUGCCUUCCAACUGGGCCUGUAUGGAGUACGGCCAGUUGGCUAUGGCCAGAGUGAGGGUGGUGUCACAGUGCUGAACGACUUCAUCAAAGAUCAUCAGCUGUCAGCUACUAUCCUGAGUCGCAGUCCCGAUCACCGCAUUGCCUACGCCCUAGUAACAGACGAAGCCGGGCGCAACGUGAACGACGCCAUCAUUGGAACCCCGUAUGCCGAUGCGUUCCAUGCACCAUCUCGACCUCAUUCGGGACUGGGUCGUGGUGCGCGCCAAGUACCAUCGCACUUUGUGCCGACAGCGCCCGGAAUGCAGGACAACCACCACAGCAACGGCCUUCAGAACUCCUCACCGCAGCACCAGCAGCAAGCCGCUGCAGCAUUGCCAGUGCUGACGAACGUGCCUAUACCUGGCUUCUCGGCUGCACGGCUCCAGGGCUCGCUGGCCGAAACACCGUGCCUCAUGCCCCUGCCACGGGGCUACCAGUGCAUACAGUUAGCGGACGGCUGCAGUAAAGUACGCCUGUCCUGCAUUCACGACGAAGCAGCUCAGUUCUUUGUGCAGGUGUGCAUGCGAGAUCAAGCUGACCGACUGGCGCAUCUCAACCAGUCCAUCAACACCCUGCAUCGCAAGACCAGAAACUCGUGCUUUGUUCCCAUGUUGGACGAAGUGUGCCUGGCUCGCUACACUCAAGAUGGUCUCUUUUACCGUGUACGCAUUCUGCAGGAGGAGUCGCCCAGCACGUACUUGGUGUCGUUCGUCGAUUAUGGCAACCAAACUACCAUUCGCUUGGCCGACUUGCGGCACAUGCGUCAGGAUUUUGGCGUUCUGCCGUUUCAAGCUGUACGCUGUGCUUUGGCCGGUGUGGGUCCCGCCGACGGCAGUGGCAUGUGGUCAUCAGCCGCACGAGAGCUCCUUCGUCGACCGGAGUGCCUGGUUGCCCGUGUUGUUUUCAAGGCUACUAAGUCCAACGAGCCCAACCUGAUUGAGCUGUUUGAUCAGACGCCGCCAUUCAACAUCUUGCUGAACAAGGAGUUGGUCGUGAACGGGGUAGCCAUGCUGCGGACUGCCCCUUUCCCGCUACCCAACGAGAGCAGUGAGUCAACAUCUUCUGCUGACUUCUCCAGAGACGCAAACCAUGCUGCCAACGGCAGCAACCCAGAGAACAUGCACUGCAUUGAACUGGAAGUGGGCAAGGACUAUCCGGUCCGCGUUGUCUUCAUCCGCCACGUUAGCAUGUUCUACAUCACGAUCAUGGAUGACCAUGCUGUGCAGCAGUUUGACGAGAUGGGAGCUUUAAUCCAGCAGCACUGCGCUUCUCCUCCAGAUGCAUCGUUUGAGCCACAGAUUGGUGACCUGUGCUGUGCUGUAUUCUCUGAAGAUGGGCUGUACUACCGGGCUAAAGUGCAACGUAAGGUUACUGGCGACAAGCUCAUGAUUUUGUUUGUUGACUUUGGCUCGGUGACGGUCGUGCGCAAGGCGGAAGUACGGAGAAUGAAAGAUGAAUUCUUGACACUGCCGUUCCAAGCGAUUCCUGCCGCGCUGCAGAACAUUCGCAAGCGCUCCUCGGGCGUUUGGUCUGACGAAGCCAUCAACUUCUUUGCCAAGCUGACCGAUUGCAAGCAGUUGACAUGCCAGUGUGCCGCUCGCCAAGAGCUUCAGAACGGUGCUACAUCCGCCCUGGUGCUGCUCUACGAUGAUACUGAUCCUGCAAGUCGUGUGGACAUCAGUGCCGAGCUAGUCAAGGCUGGCUUUGCGCUGGCCGUACAGGGUGAGUCUGCUGACAGGUCGCUUACUGCUUCAACUUCAGGUGAGCUGUAACUACCGCCGGUACAUGUAUCUGCUGACUGCAUCCCAGGUCAGUUUCAACUGGCAACACGUGCCUACACAUCUGUGACAUGGUGUAUCUGAUUCCUUUGCUCAAAGCGGUGUGUGCUUGUAUUGAGAGUGGAAAGUCUGUAGUUAAGAUCCUGGGCAUUUUAGAACGUUGAAGUGAUGCCCGUAUUUGUUCCCAAGUUCUCCCGUUCUUGGGAUAUGUCUGGUCCGUAUUCCGAUUCGUAGGACAGUAUGUGAAACUUAAAGCGUGCCGGGUCUUGCUUGAUAUUCUCUUGUGGUUGAGUGCGCAAGUCAGCCCAUAUGCUAUCUGCCGGGUCUUGUUUGAUAUUCUCUUGUGGUUGAGUGCGCAAGUCGGCCCAUAUGCUAUCUGAGGUGACAUUCGACUAUUUCUCUGUGUCCAGUUGCGUUUAUUGCUCUAUCCAACCUAUUCAACAGAAGUGUAUCUUAUUGAGUCAGAGCCCCCCCCCCCCCUUCAGGCCACGUUCUACUUAUCUAUCCAGCUUAUGCUGCACAGUUUUACAGUGAUAUAAUAAUGGUGUUUAAGCAGCGUUUCCAUCGAUCUGUGGUAUCUACUUUGGCCUUAUACUGCGAUGUGGAAAUCAAGCUAUAGUAUUGCCGCAGACCUCGUCUUGUUUAUUUAUUAGUUUUGUUGAACAGCGUGUUUCUGUGAACACUAUGGCCAAUAACUUAUUGUUCUGCUAGGCUGCAAACAGUUAGGCAGUGUGUCUAAAUAGUGCCCAGCAUUGCGUUCCCAUACUGGUCUAGCCCUGUUUAUAGUUCUGAUCUAGAUCCAUUGCUCACCCGAUCUUCCCAUCCUAACGGU
Molecule: messenger RNA, 4629 nt
Organism: Sycon ciliatum
Lineage: Eukaryota; Metazoa; Porifera; Calcarea; Leucosolenida; Sycettidae
Product: tudor domain-containing protein 1-like
Exons: 5
Coding region: 183-3791 (1202 amino acids)
Biological process (GO): piRNA processing; spermatogenesis; P granule organization
Cellular component (GO): P granule
Molecular function (GO): RNA binding
Source: RefSeq, a predicted model, not a curated record